This is a messenger RNA of Lolium rigidum, 1013 nucleotides long. RefSeq names its product ras-related protein RABA1f. Gene Ontology annotation, cellular component: endosome. The coding region runs from base 17 to 667 and encodes 216 amino acids. NCBI's taxonomy places the organism in Eukaryota, Viridiplantae, Streptophyta, Magnoliopsida, Poales, Poaceae. The transcript has 2 exons. The record is from RefSeq and is a predicted model, not a curated record. Gene Ontology annotation, molecular function: GTP binding; GTPase activity.
ACACGCACCACGAUCGAUGGCGUACAGGGCGGAGGACGACUACGACUACCUCUUCAAGGUCGUGCUCAUCGGCGACUCCGGGGUCGGCAAAUCCAACCUUCUCUCCCGCUUCACGCGCAACGAGUUCAGCCUCGAGUCAAAGUCCACCAUCGGGGUCGAGUUCGCAACCAGGAGCAUCAGGGUCGACGACAAGGUCGUCAAGGCGCAGAUCUGGGACACCGCGGGGCAGGAGAGAUAUCGGGCAAUCACAAGUGCGUACUAUCGAGGGGCUGUUGGCGCGCUUGUCGUUUAUGAUGUGACACGCCAUGUGACCUUUGAGAAUGUGGAGAGGUGGUUGAAGGAGCUCCGGGAUCACACAGAUGCAAACAUUGUUAUCAUGCUUGUCGGCAACAAGGCUGAUUUGCGCCACCUUAGGGCUGUAUCAGUGGAGGAUGCCAAGGCCUUCGCUGAGAGGGAAAGCACCUACUUUAUGGAAACAUCUGCGUUGGAGGCCAUGAAUGUUGAGAACGCCUUCACUGAGGUUCUAACUCAGAUCUAUCGUGUGGUCAGUAAGAAGGCCCUCGACAUAGGUGAUGACCCUGCUGCUCCGCCAAGAGGGCAAACCAUCAAUGUCGGUGGCAAGGAUGAUGUCUCUGCUGUGAAGAAGGCAGGGUGCUGUUCAUCCUAAAUUCGUUUUGCUCGUGAAGAGGGACCAUAUGCUCACCUGAUUAUAUGAUGGGAACUUCAAGUAUGACUUCAUUUUUGCCACCUAACCUGGAUGUUUGUGAGAAGAUUAUAUUGGUGCACCAAGAAAUUCAUUUAGAUAUCAAGAUUUAACCCCAGAUUGGGAAGGUUGUAUACUAUAUAGCCCUCAGAGAUGGUACUGUAUCUUCUGUAUCACAAUAGGUUAUGUUCUACUUGGUAAAUGUCAUCUGUAACUGGUAGCCAGUAUGAGGUUUACAUGGUUAUACCGUUAUAUUGUGUAUUUUCCCCAGAUGUACAGAAAUUGCGUUAAAGAUCCAUGUUUCUUAUCA